CCAGUAUGAAUCACAGCAUUGUCCACUGGCCCAACCAGCGGUCCCUUUUACUUGGACGCACUAUCUCUUGAAAUCAAUCUGUCCCAAUUUACGUAGGUAUCAUUCCAUUAAUGUGAAUUUCAAAAAUAUGUACAUUGUGAUAAUUAAAGAUAGCAGUAACGUGCCACAAUGACAGUGGAACAGUGAGAUUUAAUGUUGUGUCGACUACACGUGCUGCAUUUGUUAAUUAAUCAUGUCGGUUUUUUCCCAGUUAAGAAUUUCUUGUAACAAACUUACCCUGCUUUGGUUCGUAUUUAGUAUUGCAUUUUUUGUCGUAAUAAUAAACACGGCUCUUUAUGAAGAAAUUUCUUCCAAAUAUUUUUAUUAUAACGACACCGGCCACACAACGUAUUGGGGGCACGUUUCGCUAAUCGAAAUAUAUUCAAGUGCAGGAAAAGUGUCGUAUUCUGAAGGAGACACGUUUCAGGAGGAUGGCGGAUUUCAACGCGUCGGUGACGAUGGGUUGCACGUGUACUCGGCUUUCUUUGGGAACAACAAUACCAGAAAGUUGAUAAUAAUUGGAAUCGAUAAAUCCAAAAGUGAAAGAAAACUCGAAUGCGGAUUUCACCAAAGUAGCGCAAGUAUUUUAGCCGAUGCUCACACCAACGCGACCAAACGGAACUCUGCUGAUGGAUAUAAUACUGGGUUAAAAUAUUGCCCAAUAUUUAUUGAAUGCGACAUCCCGGAAGACAUUCAGCAUCCAAAUUAUGUCUCAAUAAAUGUUUUCGAUGCUCCUUUAAAUGAUUCUGAUAGAAGAAAUAUUUUGAAAAUUCACUACCCUCCGGAACGCCCAAUCUACAACAUUUCCGCCUGCCUCCAACCACUUUACACGAAUGAGAAUGUGACCAUGAUAAACCCGCUGAGAUUAAUUGAAUGGCUAGAAUUCCAGUUAAUGAUGGGAGUCCAACACUUCACGUUUUACAAUAUAUCCGCACAUCCAAUAAUUUCGAAAGUUUUAAAAAGUUACAAAGAAGUCUCCAUCAUUCCAUGGAACAUACCGUUCACCGCACGGAACGAAAUCCGCGCCAGGGGCCAGUACAUCCAAGCCAACGAUUGUUCUCAUAGACACCGCGGAGUCUCAAGAUUCGUCGUAACACUGGAUUACGACGAAUUUUUAAUUCCUAAUCAAAAUAUUUCCGACAAUUUUCUUCCCCUUUUCGAGCACAUCUUGGAUCUGGAUGAAAUCAAAAAUGGUCAAAAACUAGUCACAAGCUUGCUGUUUCAUGCGGACUUUUCCUUCACCACGUGGCCAAUGGGAGCAAAUAUAUCGUCACAAUAUUAUAACACGAACUUUCUUCGGAUACCUACGAUGACCAAUUUCAUUCAGAGUGGACAGCCACGUUGUCUUGAUUUUUCAGGGCGAAGUUUGUCCAACUACCCGAACACGUUGUAGAAUCGGGGGUUCAUUUUGUAAAACAAGGUGUCCCUGGUUCGAGACAAUACGUCGCUGAAAGAAAUUUGGGGCGUUAUUUACAUUUUCGCGAGUGUACGGAAUUCUUUCAAAGGAUAAAUCCUACCUUGCCAAAAAAUGAGACUUGCAAUCAUGACGCACAUUUUGUCGAAAAUCUCGAUGCCGUAGAAAGAUUUGGUGAAAAGAUUCUGACCAGAGUGGAUAAAAAGGUGAUGAAAUUAGUAAAAAAUGAUCCACAUAUUGAGCUAUAUUUUAGUGUAGUAGAUUAGUUGGAUAACGAAUAUAACGAUCUGUCAGAAGUAUUAAAUUCAAAUUAUAAUAGCUAUACAUUUUGUCUCCUUUCUCUACAUUUCUUUUCAAAUUUAGUUAAAACAAAGCUGAGUUCAAAAGGGGAAAGGUUAGAAAUACUUAUUACACCCCUAAAAAUGUGGACUACUAGAAGAUUAGCAAAUCAUGUCAAUAGUUAUUUGUAUUCAUAUUUCACUUAAUAAACAGAAUGUAGAAUUAAGAGUUAAUUUACUUUUCAAAAGGAUAAUGUUUUUACAGUAAAUAACGAAAAUACGUGUACAAAAGUAACGACCAAUGUAUUACAACAUAUUACUCAAAUGAAUAAACCAUCCUAUACAUAAAUUGGGAUUGAGACUCUAAAUGUAAAAAAACAUAUUAUUAUAAACUGUGUUUUUUAC
Messenger RNA from Folsomia candida, 2136 nucleotides. RefSeq lists its product as uncharacterized. The transcript has 5 exons. The record is from RefSeq and is a predicted model, not a curated record. Lineage: Eukaryota; Metazoa; Arthropoda; Collembola; Entomobryomorpha; Isotomidae. Bases 233 to 1432 code for a protein of 399 amino acids.